Molecule: messenger RNA, 2952 nt
Organism: Camellia sinensis
Lineage: Eukaryota; Viridiplantae; Streptophyta; Magnoliopsida; Ericales; Theaceae
Source: RefSeq, a predicted model, not a curated record
UUGGGUCUAGCAUUUUUGUAAAAAUAAACAGGGAAAUUGCAAGAUCACACUGUUGCUUACCGCCAUUUUUGUUUCUCGAGAGCUGCCAUAAAACAUCGAAUCGAAUGCUCGAAGAUCACGUUCCCAAUUCCCAACCUAACAACUCUCUCUCUCUUUCUCUCUCUCUCUGAAUUCACACAUUUAUACAAAUCUCUAUAUCUUACAAGGUCGAAGCACAAAUAUAUGGAGGAAGUCGACGAAACAGAAGCUGUACCUCAGGUCUACAUGGCUUGCAUUGUGCAUGGUCAUCGAUUGAUAUACCUUCGAGUAACAGGGAUGGAUGAUGGGUUAAGCAUCAAGGAGAGAAUUUGUUUUCUGAGUUCUAUGAUGGACAUCAGAAGUGAUGUCCAAGUUCGUGUGAGUGGAGGGCUUCUGGCCAUAUUGGAGAAUGAAAGGAUCGUAGAUACAAUUGAACAAAAAGAAUGUGGGAGUGCAUCAAUUACAAUCGACUCUGUUACGGAGAUUUCUCUAAACAAGUUUCUUAAAGUUGAUGCGGCUGCUCAUGAGGCAUUGCAAAUAUUUCAAAUAGACAAACAUCCAAGCCAUAUGGGCAUUGGCAGAGCAAAAGAAGGGUUCUCUGUGUUUGGGAUGAUGAAUAAGUGUGUAACGCCAAUGGGUAGACGUCUCUUGAGGAGCUGGUUCCUGAGGCCUGUACUAGAUCUUGAUGACCUUAAUAGUCGUCUUAAUGCUAUAUCAUUCUUCCUUUGUUCUGAAGAACUGUUGGCUUCUUUACGGGAAACCCUGAAGUCGGUCAAGGAUAUCCCCCACAUACUCAAGAAAUUCAACUCCCCAAGUUCUGCAUGUACAACUGGCGAUUGGACAGCUUUUCUGAAGAGCAUCUGUUCACUCCUACAUGUGAACAAGAUAUUUGAAGUCGGCAUUUCUGGAAGUCUUCGAGAGCAAAUGAAAUAUUUGAAUUUGGACAUUGUUCAAAAGGCUGGAUCAUGCAUUUCAACAGACUUGGCUUAUGUACAUGAAUUGGUGAUUGGUGUUAUUGAUGCAAGUAGAAGUAAAGACAAGGGCUAUGGGACAAUAGUGAAAGAAGGGUUCUGUGACGAGUUGGAUGAGCUGAGACAAAUAUAUGAGGAAUUGCCAGAAUUUUUGGAAGAGGUAUCAUCAUUGGAACUUGCUAGGCUUCCUAUUAUGUCUGGAGACAAGUUUCUUACAUCAAAUAGGUUGUAUGCCAAUUGGGAUUGCUAUGUCGGUUACUUGAUGUGUGUUUUCGAAGAAAAACUUGAUGAAACCACACUAGAAAAUCUUCAAGAUUUUGAAUUUGCUUUCUCAGAUGAAGAUGGAGACAUGAAAAAGUUUUUCUAUCGCACCUCGAAGACACGAGAAUUGGACAACCUUCUUGGAGAUAUAUAUCACAAAAUCCUAGACAUGGAGAGGGCAAUUACGGGGGACUUGGUGUCACAAAUUCUUCUAUUCUCAGCACAUCUUCUCAAGGCUGUGAAUUUUGCAGCUGAACUUGACUGCUUUUUAUCACUGGCAUUGGUUGCUCGUCAAAACAAUUAUGUGAGGCCAACUUUGACUACAGAAGACUUACUUGAUAUACAGAAUGGAAGACAUGUUUUGCAGGAAAUGACUGUAGAUACUUUCAUUCCCAAUGAUACUAAGAUUCAAGAUGAUGGAAGGAUUAAUAUCAUCACUGGCCCCAAUUAUUCAGGGAAAAGUAUCUACAUAAAGCAGGUCAGUAGUUAUUAUAUUUCUCUUGAUGGAACCAACAGGCUCUCCUUCACUUUCUUUUUCUUUCUCUCCUUUGAAUGGAUUAUUGGCAAUGAAGAUAGCAGCCUGAUUGUCAGAAGACAUACUCAUAGGAGUGGGAACAGAAAAGCCAAAAUCUUGGAGAAGAGACUGAAUCCAGAGCAAUGUUUUGAAACCCGGACUGAUGGGAAGGAGGUAAUAUUAGAGCUUGAACUGAAACAAGGGGAGCAGUAUUCUUGUUUCCCAAGAAAAGAACAAGUCGGCCAUGAAUUUAUCAACCUCCGACCAAGUAGGGACGUAGCUGUUCUUGACUUCUCCUACAAGUUUGGCACUCAUGUCAAUGUCAAACUUCGCCUUCCUGCUGUCUUCAAUAAAUUUCUUCAGCCUGUAACAGUGUCUGCUGAAGAGUUCUUCCCGCAGUGGAGAUCCCUUGCUGGACCACCUUUGAAACUUCAAGAAGUGGUUAGAGUUGUUGUUACACAUCAUCUUUCGGAUUUAGUUUCGAAUAGAAAUUUACCUUUUAUCAAACCCCACUCGGAUUUUUUAAUUUGGUCUUGCAGGCUUGUUCCUGGACAUGCACUUCUUAGCUAUGGGCUGCAUUGUGCACUACUUGCUGGUGUCCCAGAGGAAGUUAUAAAGAGAGCAGCGUCUUUACUGAAUGCUAUUGGAAAUAAUAAUCAUGUUGACCGACUGUGCAAUGAUAAAAUAUCAGCUCAAGAUCGACAAUACAAGGUACUUUCUUUUUUCUUCUGAAACUAGUUUUGUAGUUAGAAUAAACUCAGAAAUUUCCAUGUCACCUUUCACAUGAAUCAUUGUGCGCGUGUGUAAACCAAAUGCAGGAUGCAAUCGACAAAAUGUUAUCAUUUGAUGCUUGUAAUGGCGAUCUGAACCUCUUUUUCCAAGAUAUCUUUCCUUCUUAGAUUCAUUGAUUAGCUGGUUCACAUUCAUAGGCAUUGCAAACUGUUGCGAACCGUCAAAAACGGCGUUGACAAAGAGGUGAGCUGCUGCUUCAGUGGGAUGGUAGAGAUCCCAGAAGACAUGAUCACUUCUGUUGGAGCAGUACUUGGCAACGGGCACGCAUGGAACUUGGGCUCUCAGGUUCCCCAACCCACAACAAGCUGAUUGAACCUCAAUAAAACCUGAAUAUUUGACAAAAUAUUGUGGUUAAUUGCAAUAAUUGGAGAAGAAUUCCAAAAAGAGUAAGUUACC